Sphenostylis stenocarpa is the source of this 483-nucleotide messenger RNA. The record is from the annotation of a GenBank genome assembly. Lineage: Eukaryota; Viridiplantae; Streptophyta; Magnoliopsida; Fabales; Fabaceae.
AUGAAAUAUUGUUGUGGAGAUGCAGGGAAUCGAACCCUGUGCCUCUCGCAUGCAAAGCGAGCGCUCUACCAUAUGAGCUACAUCCCCAUUGAUGAAGUAAAGUGGAAUCGAACCCUGUGCCUCUCGCAUGCAAAGCGAGCGCUCUACCAUAUGAGCUACAUCCCCAUUGAUGAAGGGAAUCGAACCCUGUGCCUCUCGCAUGCAAAGCGAACGCUCUACCAUAUGAGCUACAUCCCCAUUGAUGAAGGGAAUCGAACCCUGUGCCUCUCGCAUGCAAAGCGAGCGCUCUACCAUAUGAGCUACAUCCCCAUUGAUGAAGGGAAUCGAACCCUGUGCCUCUCGCAUGCAAAGCGAACGCUCUACCAUAUGAGCUACAUCCCCAUUGAUGAAGGGAAUCGAACCCUGUGCCUCUCGCAUGCAAAGCGAACGCUCUACCAUAUGAGCUACAUCCCCGCUGAUAAAGGGAAAGUGUUGACCAUAUAA